AUGGCGGACGCAAGACACGGAGGCCGCGGCCAGUCUCGCGGGGGUCGUGGCAGAAGCGAUGGCGAGCGCGGCGGGCGCGGCGGGCGCGGCAGCUUUUCCGGAGGCCGAGGCGGUGAUCGUGAACGUCGUGGCGGUAGCUUUGCUGGAGGAGGCAGCGGCGAUCGUGGCCAUAGAGGUGGAAGGGGCGGCCGAGGCGGCUCCGUCCCUCGUCGUGACGCUUUCGAAAGCGAGCCAUGCACCUUCUACGGGCAAGGCUCAGUGAUACCUCAGCCCGACAUUAAGAUUACCGCCCUCGAAGACUCCCUCAUCAAGAGCUACCAGUCCAAGGACCAAGUCCUCGUCAAAAAGAUGGGCGUCCUCAAACUCACAGACUCUACUGUUUCUCUCAUGCCUCGUCGUCCCGCAUACGGCACCAAGGGAAAGCAGGUCAUCGUCUGGGCCAACUACUUCCGCGUGUCCAUCGAGCCCGCUGUGCUCUACCGGUACACUCUGGAGGUCCGCAGGGGCGAGAAUGCCAACGCUCCUCCCGACGACCCCAAGGGCAAAGGAAAAGAGCUUCAGCGCCUCGAGGCUGAGGCGGUCUUGGCAACCGAGUUCAAGUCCAAGCUCGUCUCCUCCAGUAAGUUGAAGCUUGCCAAGAACCCCGUGAUCAUCAAGUUCAGGAACGAAAACUCCACACGGGAGGAGCUUUACAACAUCAAGGUCGUCGGAGAGACCGAGGCCCCGUUGGCUGCCAUGGAUCGGUACCUCCGGACCAUGGUUGACCCAAGCGACCCUGACGAAGCGCACUUCCCUCGCUGCGAGGUCUCUGUCGAUGCCCUGAAUGUCGUCCUCGGCCACAGCCCAAGGAUGAACAAUCAGAUCACCGCCGUCGGCAAGGGUCGGUUCUUUCCGUGGGGUCCCGGCUCCGCUACGUCACGACUCGGCCAACAAGGUCCCCUCACAGCCAUCAGAGGAUUCUUUCAGAGCGUACGCCUUGGCACCGGUAGGACCUUAUUAAACGUCAAUGUCACUCAUGGCGUCUUCAAGACCGAUGUGCGGGUCAGCGAACUUUGCAAGUGGUUCGGCCUAGACGUAUUCGGUACCGGGAACAUCAACACGCACAACAACGCUCGAGCAACGUUGCGUACUUUGUCCAAUUUCCUCGCUAAAACCCGCGUGACUGUUCAGUUCCGCACUGCAGACGGCAAGGACGUCACUGCCAAGAGAGCGAUCCACAGCCUUGCGUGCAAAAACGGACUCGCAAGUCCUCCUGUCGGCAGCCUCGUCUUUUUCUCCCAGGGCUUCGUCUAUGGCGGCCCACGGGAGGUCAAGUUUCAGCUGGAUCCAGCAGAGGGCCAGAAAACGGUCUUGGGCAAAAAGCCGCCGGGUGCGUAUUCUGUCGAACAGUAUUGGCAGUGGAAGUACGGACAGGCUCCGGAUAAGAGCCUGCCUCUGGUCAAUCUCGGCACGGCUGACAAGCCCAUGUUCUUCCCGGCGGAGCGGUGCCUCAUUGCUGCGGGCCAGGCGGUUCGGUCCAAGCUCACUGGGGACGAGACUGCGGUGAUGCUUGACUUUGCCUGCCGCUCUCCCUUUGCCAACGCCAUCUCGCUCGAGCGCGACAGCGCGGCGGCGCUAGGUCUUGAUGAGUCGAUACUUGGGGAGUUUGGCAUCACGGUUGACAAGAGGCUAUUGACCGUAGCUGCCCGCGAACUGCCCGCCCCAAUGGUCACCUAUGCCAGCGCUAAGAACCUGCAAAGUCGCGGCGGCUCUUGGAAUAUGACUGGCGUAAAGUUUGCGAAGACAGGCCCCAGAAUCACCAACUGGAACUGGGUGCGCAUCGCCGAAGGUGACAACCCAAGCAUACCUAUCGACGAGGUUGCACGGUCCGUUCAGCAAUUCGUGGAAUUCCUCAACGCCAGUGGGGUCGCCGUUGAGACUCGAGCCCCGAAUACCGCCCAUCAGAUUACCGUCGGCCGCAGCACCGCCGCCGAGGAUAUCAAGAGAGCUUUCGCGGCUAUAGAGAGCUACACGACGAAGGCGAAGGGUAGCAUUAAGGGCUUCUUCCUGCUUGUGAUCCUGCCUAGGCAUGACGCCACACUCUACGGCGCUGUCAAAUCUCUCGCCGACGUCCAGUUUGGUUUUCACACCGUGUGCUCCGUGGAAAAGACGUUCAUCAAGAAUAACCUCCAGACUUUCGCCAACAUUGGUCUCAAGUGGAACCUCAAGAAUGGAGGCACCAACCAUAUAGUCAAGGAUACAAUCGAUAUUCUCACCUCAAAUCAGACCAUGAUUGUUGGCUACGAUGUCACUCAUCCGACGAACAUGUCCAACGACAAAAGUUCAGCGCCCAGUCUGGUCGGCAUGGUUGCCAGUGUUGACAAAGACUUGGGACAAUGGCCGGCCGUUGCGUGGGAGCAGCCUUCUCGUCAAGAGAUGCUCGGAGAGGAGCUUACAGAGAAAUUCAAGUCUCGCCUCUUGCUAUGGCGUCAGCGCAACCUAAGCAGACUCCCUCAGUUCAUCAUCAUCUAUCGCGACGGCGUCUCGGAAGGCCAAUUCGCCCAGGUCCUCACAACCGAGCUGCCCAUGAUCCGCAAGGCGUGUGACCAGCUCUACCCGCCCAAGCAGCGUCCGAAACUCUCCAUCAUCGUAUCCGUCAAACGUCAUCAAACGCGUUUCUACCCCACGUCUGACCAGAACAUGGACCAGAAGUCGCGCAAUAUCAAGAACGGCACAGUCGUCGACCGCGGUGUCACCCAGGCUCGUUACUGGGAUUUCUUCUUGACUGCCCACACGGCUCUCAAGGGGACCGCCCGCCCUGCCCACUAUACUGUGCUAAUGGAUGAAAUCUUCAGGGAGAAGUACGGUGUGGGUAACUCAGCUGCGGACCAGUUAGAGAAGCUCACGCAUAACCUCUGCUACCUUUCCGGCCGUGCCACCAAGGCGGUCAGUAUUUGCCCACCGGCCUACUACGCAGACAUCGUGUGUGAACGGGCUCGCGUUCAUCGUCCGGCUCUUUUUGACGUUUCGGACGUGGCAUCGACGACCACAAGCGCGUCCCAGCCCGUUGAACCUUCGAACAACGUUCAGGUGCAUUCGAACUUGCGAGACACGAUGUAUUAUAUCUGA
Colletotrichum tamarilloi is the source of this 3108-nucleotide messenger RNA. RefSeq names its product piwi domain-containing protein. Gene Ontology annotation, molecular function: protein binding; RNA endonuclease activity; single-stranded RNA binding. Lineage: Eukaryota; Fungi; Ascomycota; Sordariomycetes; Glomerellales; Glomerellaceae. The record is from RefSeq and is a predicted model, not a curated record. Gene Ontology annotation, biological process: regulatory ncRNA-mediated post-transcriptional gene silencing. Bases 1 to 3108 code for a protein of 1035 amino acids. The transcript is spliced from 3 exons.